This is a messenger RNA of Phymastichus coffea, 1473 nucleotides long. RefSeq lists its product as uncharacterized. Bases 1 to 927 code for a protein of 308 amino acids. Lineage: Eukaryota; Metazoa; Arthropoda; Insecta; Hymenoptera; Eulophidae. The transcript has 5 exons. The record is from RefSeq and is a predicted model, not a curated record.
AUGAAAGGCUACGAAAACAAAUUUACGUUAAGUAAUGAUCAAGCAACAGCUUUAGAACUUUUAAGACUUGAAGAAGCAGCGCAAUUAGCAAAUGACCAGCUGACAAAUCGUCGAGGAUUCACGAGAAAUGACAAGCUUUCACACGUUGUCUAUGCUGUUUUAAAUGCCUCCCAAUUCCUCACAGCAUUAACGGAUGAAGCAUUUCACCAUUUACAUCAUGCGAUCAACAGGAAAAUGCGAAAGACUAAUCCAAAUCUUCCUAGCAUGCCAGAAGAAAGAAACCCAAUCUUUUUUGUGUACCCCAUUUGCAUGGGGAUUAGUUUUCUUUUAUUCAUUGGUUGGCUGUGCACUAAAAUUUUCAAUAGAAGGCCAUUAAUAGCUUUAAUGGGCAAUGGAUUGGGUGGAAUUUUGAUCAUAAUUGGUGGAAUUUGGGCAAUGCGACACGCUGAAAAGCAUAUUAACUUGAAUGAAGUUUCAGAUGAGGAAUUAUUAACACAUCCAAUUUUUAUCCACAAUUUUGUCCUCUGUAUAGUUUCAAUUUUCGGCAUGAUACUGUAUUUUAUUCCAGCUUGGAUAUUAUUGGAUGCUUAUAUGUGGCAAAGAAAAAACAGGUCCUUUUCUAGUGGAGAAAUGGGUAAAUCUCGCGCUAAUGUGAAUAAACAUCGUUGCACGUGUUCACGAUCGAAGAGUAGAAGUCCGCGGCCAACUCAUAGUCCGCGAUCACAAAAAAACGGCUCUGGAAUGUACGAUAUAGAUCGAAUCAGUAUAUCACCAUUGCCAUCAACAAGAGCUUCUACUCAAUUGCAGGGUAUAGAAAGUGAUCCAGUUAUUCUGUACUGUUGCUGCGUUGAUUGUCAUCGCUAUUUAAAAGCUCAGAAACGCGUAGAUAAGUUUACUCACGAAUUUCAAGUAAUUCAAGUUAUGUAGAUUUCUUAAUAAAGAGGCAGAACUUGAAUCGUUGUCAUCCUUCUUUCACGUUGGAAACUGCUGUCUCGAAAUAGCUCACUUUCAAAGAGUGCAAUCACGCCUGCUCGUUGUAUUUAGAUUGACAUCUUUAAACUCUUGAUUAUACUCUUACAAAUCAUCGUUUUCAAUUUGACUACUUUAAAUAGAUCCGAAAUUACUAGAAUACUACUAUACUAAAUACUACAUCUGUGCGGUAAGUUUACACACUUUGUUAUUUGAAUAAAACAAUGAAUAAUUUCAAUGUUACCUUUCACUUUUGAAAAUAAGUGAAAACAGCUGAUUUGCAUUGCAUUUAUCUUUUCAUCACAAAUACUUCAUUACGCGUACUUUAUUAAUUGUCUAACUGUUGGUAUAAAAGUAAUGUCUAAUAAUAUAUAAUAUUGACAUAAAUUACAAUUUAAAAAACUAAAAAAGAACGCGAGAUCUUUAGAUAUACAUCAUAGCAUCAAAACAAACCAAAUUAAUAUAGACAUGUUUCAUCGCAUAAUUAAUUAUGUUAAGAGGUCA